AUGAAGCUUUCUCAAGCUCAUGUUUCAAAAUGGGAGCCUCCAGCUUUUCCUUUUUAUAAGGUUAACAUAGAUGGUGUUGUUUUUAAGGAACAAAAAGAAGCUGGAGUGGGGGUUGUAAUUCGAGACCAUGUUGGAAAUUUUAUUGUAGGUCUUAGCAAGAAGUUUCGGUGUCCUCUAGGAGCUAUUGAAGUUGAGGCAAAGGCCUUUGAAUCUAGUUGGGAAUUUGCUAAGGAUAUGGGUAUUCAGGACUUUGUUUUAGAAGGAGAUCCACUUAAUAUUGUUCCUGCUCUUAGUGGAAAUUCUCAUGUUGCUUCAACAAUUGCUGCUCUGAAUUAUGGGAUGCAAGUUACUUCUUUUGAGUUUCGGAAUGUCUUAUUUUCUCAUGUUCAUAGGAACAGCAAUAUAUCUACUCACCAGUUAGCUAAACAUGCUUUAAGCAUUUUUGACUUUUCUGUUUGGAUUAAAGAGAGUCCCUUUUUUUUAUUGUAG
Messenger RNA from Quercus lobata, 489 nucleotides. RefSeq lists its product as uncharacterized. Bases 1 to 489 code for a protein of 162 amino acids. Gene Ontology annotation, molecular function: RNA-DNA hybrid ribonuclease activity; nucleic acid binding. The transcript has a single exon. Lineage: Eukaryota; Viridiplantae; Streptophyta; Magnoliopsida; Fagales; Fagaceae. The record is from RefSeq and is a predicted model, not a curated record.